This is a messenger RNA of Mercenaria mercenaria, 2024 nucleotides long. RefSeq lists its product as uncharacterized. The record is from RefSeq and is a predicted model, not a curated record. The transcript has 5 exons. Bases 1135 to 1497 code for a protein of 120 amino acids. NCBI's taxonomy places the organism in Eukaryota, Metazoa, Mollusca, Bivalvia, Venerida, Veneridae.
CUGCGACGAAUCCUCCACCGCCGCGGCGUUGGAACCACCGCUUCUGCGAAAGCUAUGGCCAGUGUGAUAAAGUGACUGGGUGGGGUAUCAUGCGUGAUAUUCCAGUGAGGCAGCACUAUAAAGUUGGGCAUUGUACUCACUGCUACAAGUAGACACCGUCGUUUAUAUGACUAGAAAAUUGUUGAAAAACACGUUAACCCGAACACAAACAAACAAACAGUCGAAUAUCAGAAACUUAUAAAGUUAGUGUAAAAUUUACAACUUAAUCGGCUUUUUUAUAAAACAUAUAACAUAAGCAGUUUUUCUUCUGACGUGCCUUAUAUAACCAGAAGGCAAUAUUAAUGUCCCUCAUCGAUAAUAAAUGGGAUGUGGGCACUUGAAACAGUUGAAAUGAGAAACUCCCGUUAUGUGGAACAUCACAAAUUUUAUCAUUCCAACUGGCCUACUUUAUCAGUUAUAACAGGUACAUAAUUAAGACUGUUCUAUUUUUUAGCAAGCAAUGUACCAUCUGAAACGUUGUGUGAUUAAACUCGUGUUAAGACCGUAAAGCGAAAAUACGAUAUGUUAUGAUUCGACAAUGAAAUAUUUGUCACGAUAUUAUGUAAAUAAGACAGGUUAAAUGAAACGGAUUUAAUCAACACCAAACUUAACUGAGCCAGCAUGAGAUAAAUAAGGACCAAUACGGGAUUGAUUCUAAGAUGGCAGGGGAGCGGUUAAUUAUUUGCUAGAUUUUAAGCAAGUUAGCAUUAUUUUUGACCCAUGUGGUCACCUUUAUAAGUAGACAGUACAGCCUACCCUAAACCCCUCUUAAAAUGAAAAAAAAAUCUGAGCAGUUUUUCCUUCCAUCCAACAGAUGCCAUACACUCGUUUGUGUACUUUCAUACAAUGAUACCACGUACGUUUUCAUAAAAAUCAAUCCUUGGGGUGCAAAGCUUGCUAAGCACAGUGUCUGUUAAUCACCAAGUUUCAGGAGAAAAAAGCAGGUCAAAACCUCUGUCCGUUUUGCUGUAGAAAACAACUGAUUCGUUCAAAUUUGUCUCUCACAAAAUUCAUAUUUGCAUCUGCUAUUUACAGUUAUAAAGCUCUUGUUUAUUACAGUGUCACCCCUAUAGGAAGGGCCAGCCAAUUUGGCUUAUGAGACACCUUUAUUGUGCGUACCAAUUACCUCCCAACUCCUACCACCAUGCCAGGCGCCAGGGGGAUAGAAGUCGAUUAACCUCACGUCGGGACUGUCUCGUUGACGCUAUAUACCUAUGCUUUCAAAGACUUCAUGCAAUAGCCUGCAUGUGGAAAAUACAGACCAAGAUCCAGGGCAGGGCCGAGGGGGCCGUGUCCCCAAGUCGACUGUUGAUCGAGGCAUUUCUCCAUGAAACAUUGACUUCAAUACCAAACAAGUGGUCGGGAAUAGAAACACCGAUAAGGUGUAUCUUUUUGUUACGAUUGUCUAAUGCCAAUGUCAAAGGUAUUAAACCUUUGAAUCAUCUGUGUCGAGAAUAAAGCAGUUACCUGGAGAGGAAAAAAAGAUAAUACUGUCACAGGCGGACACCUGGUUAAGUAGACGAACGGGCCUUCCGUAAGUCAGCUGGACGGCUUCCUAUUAUCAAAUAAUUCUACACCCUAAGCACAGCGAUGACGACCAAGUAUUCGACGUCAGCGACCUUCGCCAGUUGGCCAAGGAGGACCCUUGUAUUUAUUUCGUUGACAAUCGUGUCUGUAUACAAUAUUCAUGUAAAACAUGUAUCUAAAAUGUAUCAUUAGUGAUCACACAAAUUAAUUGAUUUAUAUGAUUGCAUAAACUUCAACUGAAAAGUAUUGAUUUUUUUAAGAAUUAUAUUUUUGAUAUUUCGUAAACAUUAUCAUCUGUUUUAAUCGUUACGAAAAGAUCAUGGAAAGUUUCUAGAAUACAUUUUAACCUGUUUUUACCAACUGUAUAACGGAUCUAAAACCUUGAAACUGAUGUUAUCAUGUUUAUCUAGGGUGGUACUUUUCAAUAUUUCUAUUUCUAAUUUUUAUUCCCUUAACUU